GGUACUUUUUUAAAAAAUACAAUAGUUGAUUUGAUUUUAUAUCGGAGUAAAGUUAAAUCUUUUGUUGCAACUAGUUUUUGAAGUGGUUAUCGACGUUACAAAUUUGUGCCAGAAAUUGCGAUUUUAGUCAUCAGAAAAAUCAAUAAUGGUUUCAGGUUGCUCGUAAUGUCUCGCAAUGUCCCUGACGCCAGCAGCUGAGAACGCAACGACCACCGCCGAGGAACAGCAGCUAUUGCACCAGAUCCAGCACCAGCAGAAGCGUGCCAGCGUUCAGCACCACAGCCAUAACGUGCAGCACAACUCGCAACAACCGAUUACGCUAAUCUUGCCCACCAGCGGAAAGCUCUUCUACGAAAAGAAGCAGGACUUUGCGCUGUGCAAGCCCCAGCUGCUGCCGCUGAAGUCGUUCAGCCUUGAGAAGCUGGAGAAGAUGCAAAAGGAGGCCCAUCGGCAGCUGCAGGAGAACCGUGCCCGUACCGCUGCCGCCGCCGAAAAUUUCUAA
Messenger RNA from Culex pipiens pallens (northern house mosquito), 502 nucleotides. RefSeq lists its product as uncharacterized. The transcript has 2 exons. The coding region runs from base 176 to 502 and encodes 108 amino acids. NCBI's taxonomy places the organism in Eukaryota, Metazoa, Arthropoda, Insecta, Diptera, Culicidae. The record is from RefSeq and is a predicted model, not a curated record. Gene Ontology annotation, cellular component: BBSome. Gene Ontology annotation, biological process: cilium assembly; receptor localization to non-motile cilium.